Molecule: messenger RNA, 1029 nt
Organism: Glycine soja
Lineage: Eukaryota; Viridiplantae; Streptophyta; Magnoliopsida; Fabales; Fabaceae
Exons: 5
Coding region: 261-794 (177 amino acids)
Biological process (GO): maturation of SSU-rRNA from tricistronic rRNA transcript (SSU-rRNA, 5.8S rRNA, LSU-rRNA)
Cellular component (GO): nucleolus
Source: RefSeq, a predicted model, not a curated record
UUUAUGUCAUUUUCGAAUUCGAAGCAAACACAAACCCUAACUUUCGAGUUCUCUCAUCUCGCGCGGUUCUCUCCGUUCUCGGCGCCGGUGCCGCCGCGUCUCGAGACUGUUCGUCCAUUGCACGGAGCCACGGAGCAAUUCCGUCGCACUCUAAGCCUGCAGCUUCAACACGCCGUCGCACCUGAAGCAGUUCCGUCGGACUCACGCCCUAGUCUCUGCAUCUUUGUUUUUCAGGUGCUUUUUUUGCUACAUUUUCAGUGAUGGGAAAGAUGCACAAGAAUAGGAAACAAGCUGGUGGGCAUGGAACUCCAAGAGAAGAAACCGAUAUGCAGGAACAAGAAAUGGACAUAAGGAAGAUUAUGAAAGAUGUGGAAAAUUUUAGCUACUCACAUAUGUCAUGGAAAGAACGCAAAAAGAUUGAAAAUAGAAAUGUUGUUUCUCUUGGUGGGAAGCCCCAAAAGAAUCAGAGAUUACCUUUAAGUGUGGCACGACCAAUGAUGAAGAAACAAAAGGAGAGGGAGCAGAAAAUGCUUCAAGAGCGUUUGAUUCUUGGACAAUUUGGGGGAAAACUUGGUGGUAGCAGUAAAAGAUCUGCUGGGAAGCACAAGCCAGAGAACAGGGGUCUGAAAUCAAGUGAAGGUCAUUUUAGAAAUGGCAUACUCAAUGUGAAGCAUUUGUUAAAUUCAGCACCAUCAAGAGAUCGUGAAACUGGAACUAAUAUGUCCAAUGCAUGGAAAGGGAAAGGUGGUAAGAAGAAAAAUAGUAACAAGGGUGGUGGUAAGAAGCACCGUUGAGCACGUCCUUGUGAAUAACGUGUUUUAGGAAUAUUCAGGAGUCAUUUUUUAAUAUGUAUGACCUUUAUAAAUCUAGUAUGACCCUUGGGUAAGCUUUUCAUUUUGACAGAGUGAAAUGGAUAGAAUAGAAAACAGGACAAUUAUGUCUUGUGCAUUCUGGUAAUUAUACAAUAUUAAACUUUCAUCUGUCAUUUUAUGAUUAUAUAUUAGUUUAUAAUUAUUAGAAUGCACUGUA